AUACGGAAAUUUGGCAUUAUCAUACGACACUAUAAAAGGCGAACGCCGGAGGGGCUUCUCUGGGCCGCAGAACCAUCAGAGUCUACCGCGUUAUCCGCAUCCUCUCCUCUCUCUUGUGGUUUUCAUUUCAUUCUUCUUGCCGGGAAAGUUUGGGGUUUUGCCAAUUGAUCGAUUGUUCUCAUUGAGAAGCCAUGGAUUCUGAUUCUGUAUCCAACUCUGCCGCCGCUGCUGUCUCCAAGGAUUUGGGGAAGAAGAAGAGGGGGAACAGAUUGGCGAAGCUGAAGCAGUGCAAACUGGAUGUUCGGCGGGAGCAAUGGCUUUCUCAGGUGAAGAACAAGGGAUGCGGUAUGGAUACAAAUAGGAUGGUUGGAUCCCUACCUGCACCUAUGCUGAUUUCAAAUGAAAAGAACAGAUUGUCUGAGAAUCUAGAAAAAAGAUCUACAGGGAUGGAGACUGAGGGGUUGAGUAUACAUGACAGAGAUUUGGAAUCCUUGAUGAAUAGCCCAGUUGGCAGCAGCUUGGGUCGUAAUGAUUCAAGGAAACAUUUUCCUGAAAGUAGCAGCAGCAGCAGCUGUGGUUAUUGCUCUGGAAGCGUCAGUGAGGAAGAAGAGGUUGAUGGCUGCCUGGAUGACUGGGAAGCUGUUGCAGAUGCAUUGACCUUAGAUGACGAACACAGAAGACUUGUUUCAGCACCAUCUGGCCAACUUGAAACUAUUAUUACACCAGCUAAUCUUCAACAAUCUAACCAGAAUUCCAGCAUGGGUUUGUUGAAAACAGAGAAUGGUGGAAUGGACACAGGGCCCCAGCCAGCUUGUCGAGCAUGGAGGCCUGAUGAUGCUUUUCGUCCUCGGAGUCUUCCAAACUUGUCAAAGCAGCAUUGUUUUUCCAUGAAUUCAGACUGGCACGGUGGCCAUGGAACCAUCCCUUGGGCAUGGCAGAGUAUUGUUUCCCAGCCUUCUUCAUGUCCAAUCUGCUAUGAGGACUUGGAUCUCACUGACUCAAGGUUCUUCCCAUGUUCGUGUGGAUUUCGACUUUGCCUUUUUUGCCACAAAAAGAUUCUUGAAGCAGAUGGAAGAUGUCCAGGCUGCCGGAAGCAGUAUGAUGCUACAAAUUGCGAUAUAGGCUCCAAUGGAGGGGUUCCACCAUUUCAGAUGACUCAUUCUUGCAGCAUGAGCACUAGAUCUUAGAAAAGAGUUUCUUAUCUCUAAAAUCUCAUACCCCGCUCCCCUUAUUUUCUGGUGUAAUGGUGUAUUAGUCGUUUGUCAAUGCUAAAGUUUUGAUUAGCAAUGAGGAGUAUGUGAGUAGUAGAUAGGUGUCUGAAUUUUUCAGUAGCUGAAUUGGACCUCUAAUGAGGUUGUUCUUAUGUGUAAGAUGUUUUACAAAUGUUGUAGGAAAUUUAUGUGAUUACGUGCAAUGCAUGCAUUGUUGUGGA
This is a messenger RNA of Malania oleifera, 1432 nucleotides long. RefSeq lists its product as uncharacterized. Gene Ontology annotation, cellular component: CCR4-NOT complex. NCBI's taxonomy places the organism in Eukaryota, Viridiplantae, Streptophyta, Magnoliopsida, Santalales, Ximeniaceae. The record is from RefSeq and is a predicted model, not a curated record. Gene Ontology annotation, molecular function: ubiquitin-protein transferase activity. The transcript has 3 exons. Bases 192 to 1187 code for a protein of 331 amino acids. Gene Ontology annotation, biological process: protein ubiquitination.